Molecule: messenger RNA, 815 nt
Organism: Acomys russatus (golden spiny mouse)
Lineage: Eukaryota; Metazoa; Chordata; Mammalia; Rodentia; Muridae
Gene: Alkbh6
Product: alkB homolog 6
Exons: 5
Coding region: 165-677 (170 amino acids)
Source: RefSeq, a predicted model, not a curated record
UUCCGUUGUAGGCGCCACCUCUAAUCUACUACGUGCCUGACUUCAUCUCCGAGGAGGAGGAGGAGUAUUUGCUUCGACAGGUUUUCAAUGCCCCAAAGCCAAAGUGGACGCAGCUGUCUGGGAGGAAGCUACAGAACUGGGGUGGGCUCCCCCACCCCCGGGGGAUGGUCCCUGAGCGCCUGCCUCCGUGGCUUCAACGCUACGUGGACAAAGUGUCUGACCUCAGCCUUUUUGGGGGUCUCCCAGCCAACCAUGUCCUUGUGAACCAGUAUCUGCCUGGGGAAGGCAUCAUGCCUCAUGAAGACGGGCCACUGUACUACCCCACCGUCAGCACCAUCAGCCUGGGCUCCCACACUGUGCUUGAUUUCUAUGAACCUCGGCAGCCGGAGGAUGACGACGUCCCGACAGAACAGCCCCGGCCGCCUCCACGGCCCGUCACCUCGCUGCUGGUGGAACCGCGCAGCCUGCUGGUGCUCCGGGACACGGCUUACACGCGCCUGCUCCACGGCAUCGCCCCCACCCGCGUGGACGAGCUGGGUGCCACCUCGCUGCCCCCCAACGCAGCCGCCUGCCGCUCGGCGCAGCCCGGAGCCCGCCUGGUGCGCGGCACGCGCGUCUCCCUGACCAUACGCCGCGUGCCCCGCGUGCUGCGCGCCAGCCUCCUGCUGAGCAAGUGACCCCUACGGGGCUCCAAACCUGUGGCCUUAGAACCCUAGGGCAGAGGUAGCUGUCUGGGCUUUAUUUAUUUUCCUAGUAACUGUGGAAACCGUAGAGAAGACGCCAUUCCAAAUAAACUGAAAAUAUUUUUCCUUGUU